This is a messenger RNA of Hippocampus zosterae (dwarf seahorse), 5516 nucleotides long. RefSeq lists its product as uncharacterized. Gene Ontology annotation, cellular component: terminal bouton; plasma membrane; neuromuscular junction. Gene Ontology annotation, molecular function: diacylglycerol binding; syntaxin-1 binding; calmodulin binding. The transcript has 10 exons. Bases 276 to 5516 code for a protein of 1746 amino acids. The record is from RefSeq and is a predicted model, not a curated record. Lineage: Eukaryota; Metazoa; Chordata; Actinopteri; Syngnathiformes; Syngnathidae. Gene Ontology annotation, biological process: synaptic transmission, glutamatergic; neuromuscular junction development; presynaptic dense core vesicle exocytosis.
AGACGCUAAUCGCGUGUUCUGAUUCGCCCGUCCCCUCCCACUGUUUGCUUAAUUUGGCACCGACUCGGAUGGUGAUUUACGGUGGUUUUUAUCGACCUGCAAAAGUCAUGAGUCAUUUGUCGGGAGACAAUCUGCAAAUUUCACACUGCCAAAGUGUGUACGAUUACGCGAAUUAAUUAGCGGGUGUCAUGUCACCACAAUCGCUCAACUAUUAUCAGGCAUCUGCUGUCUUUCCAAAGUGAGUGAAACUACCGGAUUGUUGUUUGGAAGCGCUCAUGUCGUUACUUUGUGUAAGAGUGAAAAAAGCCAAGCUGCACGGACCUUCAGACAAAUUCAACACUUAUGUUACACUGAAGGUGCAGAAUGUCAAAAGCACGACAAUCACCGUGCGAGGGGAUCAGCCCUCCUGGGAACAAGAUUUCAUGUUUGAGAUCAACCGGUUGGAUCUCGGGCUCAUUGUUGAGGUGUGGAACAAAGGUCUCAUCUGGGACACCAUGGUGGGGACAGCCUGGAUUCCUUUGAAGCGUAUUCAACAAUCAGAGGAGGAGGGCCAAGGUGAGUGGCUUCUCCUGGAUGCAGAGGUCCUGAUGAAAGCAGAUGAAAUAUAUGGCACCAAAAACCCGACCCCUCAUCGACUCUUACUGGACACUCGCUUUGAGCUGCCAUUUGACAUCCCAGAAAAUGAGGCACAGUACUGGACAGACAAACUGGAACAAAUCAAUUCCAUGGAAAUCCAUGAUGAGUACACUCUCGCGGAUGAAAUCGACAGUCCUCCAUUGCCCCCCACAGCUUCGCAGUGCUCUUUGGAUGACCAGGACAGUGCAGUAGAUGACCGGGAUAGCGACUACCGCAGUGAGACUAGUAAUAGUUUGCCGCCACGUUAUCAUACUACAGCUCAGCCCAACUCCUCCGUGCACCAGUAUCCCAUUGGGCCUCGGCCACACCACCACCUAGAUUCAUGCACCGACUCCCUACACAGUUUUGAACUGGAUUACCGAGACCAGAGAAGCAGAUCACUGAAUGAAAAAGGGCGCGUCAGAAUUAUACCAGUAGAUUCUGGCAUGGGUUAUGACGAUUGGGAACCUAAAUACAAACGCCGAGGAAAGCCUCAGCUCAGUGACUUUUUUGAUGAUCAGCGAAACACUGCUCAAAUGGCAAAGCCUUACCGUGAACCAACAAUCUCAGCCCUUCGAAAUACUCCACAAAUGCCCAUAAUGUAUCCUGAGGGCUAUGACACGAUCGAUCGGCGGAGAAAGAAAAAAAUCAGGGACACGGGAAGUUUUCUCAAUAGAGAGGCACAACAAUUGGGCGAAGAGGCUUUCCCCCUUGAUAUUGGGAUACUCUGUGGGAAAAGAGCGAUGCAGGAAGAGGGGCAAGGCAUGGCAUCCUGUCCCCAGCAAUACCGAAAUGGCCUUCUCUAUAAAACAAGAAUGUGGGCUAAAAAUGAACUGGAUGCUACCUUAGAAAAUUAUGCGGCUUACAAAAAGAAGCAAGAUGAAAGUAUGCAAUCACAGUCUGAUUUUGAUUUGAGGUUUUCUAUGGACCAGCACAAUUUUUUCAGGGCAGAAAAGGAUUUUGAUGAAAGUCCGUUUUCUGCAGAAGAAAUGCCCACAGUGAUAUCAAGACACAGAAGAGACAAAACAUUCUCCUACUCUAAUGAAAUGGACAAUUCUCCGGGAUUUCAGGAAAAGUGCAGAAAAUCUAAAACUGGUGGAUGGGUACCCGAAGCAGUGCUUUCACCCGUAGAAGAACCGAGUGAAGAAUAUGUAGACCCAAUGGAUGAGCUACAGUGUCUAGUCGAAACAGUUUCCGAAUAUCUUGCUGAAAAAGAAGAGGAAAUUAGUAAAUAUGGUUCUCUUCCUAAAUCAAGCAAAUCAAGGCUAUCAUCUCAAGGAAGCAACAAAACGGAUUCUGCUGGAGAUGACCCCAACAAUUUCAGCGAUUCCAGAAGUGAAAGUCAAUCACACACUCCUGCUGGAAUUUCAGGUGUUAAAAAUGCUGUGAGCUCCCUAUUCAGUCAUCUCUCGGACAGAGUUGUUGGGGGCCCCAAACAGUCUGCCACUGAUACAAAACCGUCGUCUGUGCAGCCGCCGCAGUCUGGCAUAACAAAACUGCUGUCCUUUAUUCCUAAAUCAAGCAGCUCUACUCCUGUAGCUGUUGUUUCUCCAGUGGAGCCAGUUUCUGAAAAUGUGUUCCCGCUGCCUUCACAACCACCCUGCAAGGCCAAGAUGCAAAGUGAAAUUGACAGACAAGCUUAUGCAGGUACUCCUGAUAUAAAGGCGCCCAAACACGAUUUAGGAUCAAAACCUCAAGCUCCAGGAAUCUCUGUUUUGGAAAAAAUCAAUCCUUUAAAGCUGCUUUCGUCAAGAGAUGGUCCAAGCUCAGGUGAACAUAAGGGACAGGCAAAGCCAACAUAUUAUCAAAGUGAUUCACAUCUUGAUCAUAGUCCUGUUUAUCAAGAUACACCACCUAUGGAAGGCAGUCUAACAAAGGACAGUGUGUCUUUUGUUGAAUCUGCAAAGGCUAAUGGUGAAAUACAAUCCGAAAGCACCAAUUUCUUUAGUCUAAGAAAGUCAGUGAGUUCACUGAUAUCCCCUUUUACCCCCAUCCCAGCUCACAAAGCCCCACCUGUGGCAGUAUAUCCAGUAUUUAGGCCGUCCGAGGAGCCGGGACUUCAGAAGCAGUGUAAUGGUCCAUUAUCAAAUUCGAAGCUUAAACUGCCUUCGCUGUCCUCUGAAAAUGUAUCAACACAGCAACAAACAAAAACAGACAGAGGAGUGUUUUCUGGAUUUUUAAAGUUUGCAUCCAGUGAAGAUGUCUGUUCUCCCGGAAACACAAAAAAAACAGAGCAAUCACACCAACAGUCAACUUCUUUAACAUCUACUGCAUUUAAGCAAAAUUCAGCAACACCACAGAAAAACGCAGAAAAGGGAUGGUUAUCAAGCAUAUUUAGCCCUCCUUCUGAUCCACCCAGCUCAAACCAAAAUACUAACCGGAACCCUCCAGACCAGAGCCAUGUGUCACCCACCUCACAUUCAGAACACGCGUCAAAUGUGAAAACAGAAACACAUAAUCGGAUGCAGCAGCAACCUCCGAAUCAAAGUUUUUUCUCUGUUUUUUUUAAAGGGAGCUCCCCUGAGGAUUCUUUUCUGAGCUGUACUCAGCCGAAGCAAGUAGGAAUGCUUGAUUCAAAGGUAUCAACGCUGUCGGACAAAAUGUCACAGCAAGGGCCGCGAAACCAACAACUCACCAAAAGUGGUUCAUCCUCAGAAGUAUCUAUUGACGCUCCCCCACAACAGAAAACGGCAACUUCAAAGAUGGGAGGGCUUCUGUCCGGUAUACUGAAGUUUUCAUCAACAGAAAAUGCAUUUUCUUCUGAAGAGAAGCAUCAAGAAAACCUCCCUUGCAAGUACCCGUCCAAGCACAUCACCGCUGGUGAACCUGAGAAAAUGCAGCAUCAGCAAAAGAAAUUAACAGAGUUGCUUCCAUUUGCAUCGGAAGAGAGUGAUUCAAGCACCCAAUCAGUUCAGCAGAAAACCAGUGCUCAUUGUAAUUUGACCCAACUAGACACGCAAAGUCCAAAUCAAGGAACAGACUCCAGGAAUCAAACAGCUGGAUGCAAUACUCAACAGGAAACAAAUAAAUCAAGCUUUUCGCGGCAACAAACAGUUCCUGUUAAGCAACCAUCCUCCAAACAAGCUGGUAUCUUUGCAGGUCUUUUUAAAUUUGCUUCUGCUGAUAGCAUAAACUCCCAACACCCCCCAUCAAUACAACCUCAUGAACAUGUCAAAAACAUAUCAAGCAAUGAGCCAGCUCACUUGGAGAACAUUCAGAGUUCUGAACAAAGUCGACUACAGGAUCACACGACAGAAAAUAGUCAAGCAGGUGGGUCUUUUAGACCAUUAAAGUCCUCCACACAAGAGAAGCUUCAGCAACUAUCAAAACUUCAAGUAAGAGGAAAAUUGAUCAAUGUGGACAAUGCGCAAUGUUAUCAACAAGACACAGCGAAGGCAAAUCAAUCUGGAGGACUCUCCCAUUUUUUUAACAAGUUAUCAAAAUCAUCUAAGGAUGAUGUCACGAUCCCCCAUAUAUCAACAAAGCAACUGUUGUCUCAAAAGGGUCAUAACUAUGCUGGUCAAAAUAACACACCAUUGCAGACACUGCCAGAUUUUACUCAAAAGGCUUCACAAAACCGCUUUGACGACAAGAAGACGACACCACAAACUAACCAACAGAGUGUUCUUUCUGAACUUGAAAAUAAAAAAAUUCUUAUGGACUCUUUUGCCUAUCCACAGCCUGAUAUAUCAGGCCAGAGUGCUGAGGAACUAUAUCCCUCAUCUCGAUUGACAAUGUGUGCUCAGAGAAGUUUGAGUCAAAGUAGUGGUACAAAUUACUUAAUUCCAAGACCAAGUAGACAUGAUUUCAAAAGUGCACCUGUGUCAAUUGAUUCUGAUAGUUUGGACUUAAGAACAUCAACUACUUUUGCAAGAUCACUUCAGAGUCAUGCAACAUACUCAUCAUUCAGUGCUGGUAACUUACCUCAAUUAUAUUGCUCUCCCUCUUCUCAGACAAAUUGCUCACUGAAGACCAUCCAACCAUAUAUUUGUGGAAGCAUGCCCUUGUUGUAUGAAACAACAAGCCAAAACAUUUAUAAUGGUCAACUGUCUCCUUAUCAAACACGUCUCUCUUAUGAUGAAAACCAGUGGAUCCACGGAAGUACAAUAUGGCAGCAGUUUCUGAAUGAAUCUUUGAAUUCUCAAAUGCAAGGAGAGGACUCGGGAUAUUCUCAGAGCAACGAAAAAUUGUCAUUUCAAGCUUUUCCUUGUGGCUAUAGUCCUCCAAAGAUCAAUCAACAACUUACUUCCUCCAUCACCUGGCAAGGUGAUAUUUGUCCUGAGGAUCAAAUAGAGCCAUAUUUUUCCAAUGGAAACAGCAAUGAGGGGUUUUACCCCACAAACGUUUGGAAUAGCCGUGAAGAGUCAGGAAACCUCCAGCAUUCAUCCAGUGAACAGGGAAUAUUGAAUUUAACAACUAAACCUUGUACGGCAACCCUGGGGAAAUGGAAUUCAUGUCAUGACAGUAGCACUUACAGCUUGAAUGGAAUUACGUAUCACGAAGGUUAUUAUGAGGAGACCGCACCAAGCUUGUCUUAUUCUGCGAACUGGCAGCAAGGGAUAGAUAGCAACACGUUCCAGCAAAGUCAACGUCAUUUUAGUCGUUCGAAAUGCUCAAAUGAUGCUUCAAGUUUGAAUCAUGACAUGGACGAUUCUGUAUACCUUGAAGACGCAGAAUGGUAUCAGCAGUGGCUUGCGUUGUUGGAGCAAGGAAUGUGGUGGCCGGCCGAAGAUGGUGACUGUGGAUACUUUGUUUAUACUGAUCAUGAGUACAUUUAUGCCUUGCUCACAGAUUCAGCAGGUGAAUAUGUGUAUGCAUGCGCUCCUGAAGAGAAUACUUCUUCAAACGCUUGCGGUAGCUUUCCCAGUGCUCUGCUUUUCGAUGAAAUGGUUUUGAUCUGA